This is a messenger RNA of Rhincodon typus (whale shark), 4125 nucleotides long. It is a transcript of the gene calcrla, whose product is annotated as calcitonin receptor-like a. Gene Ontology annotation, biological process: adenylate cyclase-activating G protein-coupled receptor signaling pathway; cell surface receptor signaling pathway; angiogenesis. Bases 251 to 1669 code for a protein of 472 amino acids. Lineage: Eukaryota; Metazoa; Chordata; Chondrichthyes; Orectolobiformes; Rhincodontidae. The transcript has 13 exons. Gene Ontology annotation, molecular function: adrenomedullin receptor activity; calcitonin receptor activity; calcitonin gene-related peptide receptor activity. Gene Ontology annotation, cellular component: plasma membrane. The record is from RefSeq and is a predicted model, not a curated record.
UGAUUGCUAGCUCCCUGACAGGGUUCCCAGCCCUAAACUUAAAACCGACAGAGUCUAGUGCAGCUUGCACAGUCCCGGGAGGUACAGCGUGAGAGGCAGUCCUUAACCUGGAAUAUCCAUUCACUUUGCAGAUCCUGUAUAGAGUUGGCGAGACGUACAGAGACUACCCUGCGAUCCUGAGGAUUAUUCUAUUGGAACUUCAAUCCAGCUCCGGCUGGCUGUCAUAUUCAAUAGUGAACUAUUCUGGAUAAUGUCUUCGAUGGAAGGGAACUGGAUGUUUCAUUUUUUGUUCUUUCUUUCCAUUUCAAAGUUUGCAGUGGUCAUGACUGAGAACAGUACACGGAAUGUACCUGUGGAAUUAUACCAAGGAUUUGGCUUCACCAGGCAAAAAAUAAUGACUGCGCAGUAUGAAUGCUACCAGAAGAUUAUGCAGGCUCCCGCCCAUAAAGAAAAUGAGACAAACACUGCGUGUAGCAGGACUUGGGAUGGAUGGUUGUGCUGGGAAGAUGCACCUCCUGGAACAGUGGCUGUCCAGCAUUGCCCUGAUUAUUUUCAAGACUUUGAUCCAUCAGAAAAAGCCAUGAAGAUUUGUGAUGAAAGUGGAAAAUGGUUUCAACAUCCAGAAAGUAAUAGAACAUGGACAAACUACACUCAGUGUAAUGCACAUACAAGGGAAAAACGAAAGACAGCAGUGAACUUAUUGUACUUGGCUGUGAUUGGACAUGGAUUGUCAGUGGCUUCAUUACUGAUUUCUCUUGCCAUAUUCUUUUAUUUCAAGAGUUUAAGUUGCCAGAGGAUAACACUUCAUAAAAAUCUAUUCUUCUCGUUUGUUUGUAAUUCCAUCAUCACCAUCAUCUGGCUAACUGCUGUUGCAAAUAAUCAGAAACUUGUUGAAAGUAAUCCAGUCAGCUGUAAAGUGUCACAGUUCAUUCAUCUGUACUUAAUGGGCUGCAAUUACUUCUGGAUGUUGUGUGAAGGUAUUUACCUUCAUACAUUGAUUGUCGUUGCCGUCUUUUCUGAGAAGCAACACUUGCUCUGGUAUUACCUUCUUGGAUGGGGAUUCCCUCUUAUUCCAGCCACGAUACAUGCAGUAGCCAGAAGCUUAUAUUACAAUGAUAAUUGCUGGAUUAGUUCAGAAACACAUUUGGUGUAUAUAAUUCAUGGCCCUAUUUGUGCUGCCUUACUGGUGAACUUGUUUUUCUUGCUGAACAUUGUCCGUGUCCUUAUAACAAAAUUAAAAGUCACACACAGGACAGAGUCAAACCUUUACAUGAAGGCGGUCAGGGCUACUCUGAUAUUAGUUCCACUGCUUGGGAUCCAGUUUGUGCUGGUUCCGUGGAAGCCAGAAGGGCGAAUAGCUGAAGAAAUCUACGAGUUUGUAAUGCAUAUUUUCAUGCAUUAUCAGGGCCUAUUGGUGGCAACUAUAUUCUGCUUCUUCAAUGGAGAGGUUCAAACUAUUUUAAGACGUCACUGGAUGCAGUACAACAUUCAGUUUGGAAACAGCCUGACCCACUCAGAGGGCCUGCGUUCUACCUCUUGCACUGGAACUUCAAUUACAGAAGUACAUGGAGGUCUGUAUAAUCAUGAAUCCAAUGGUGAAUAUGUAAACGGCAAAACUUGCCAUGACAUUGAAAUCAUUGGUCUGGAAACAGGAGACAUAUGCACCUAAAGAUCAACUGCAAACACGCUUGGUAUUUGAAGAUUUCAAUGACAGUGAGCAUCUUCCUUUCACUUCAAUGUAAGAAUUCAGCUGAGUCCACGCUGAAAGUUAUUUUCACCAUCAAAAUGCUACUCUAUUACUUCUCAAUUGGUUAUUUCAUAUGAGAUGAAGUGAAGGACCUGACAGAUAUAUCCAUGACCUGCGGGAAUUUAGCUGAGACUGCACUCAAAGUUAUUUUCAUCAUCGAUAUGCUUCUCUGUUGAUUCCCAAAUGCUUAUUUCCUGUGAGAUGAGUGAAGGACAUGAUGGAUACAUACAUAGCCUGUGACACAGCUGGAAGAAAGUAUCCUGUACUGAAACAAGAGACUUCGAAAUACUCUUGCGUUUCUGGUCUUCUGACCAAUGUCUCACAAACUGUCUGCCUGUGAAGGUCGGUGCAGUAGUAGAUUAUAAUUCCCCAGGAAGGUGGUCUUUGUCAGGUUGAUAUGCUAAUAUCCUGGUUACUGUAGAAUCACUCUCUUGUGCCACUGUUGAUAUACACCUUACCAAUUCAAAUCUCUGUGUGUGGUGUAACUUUCAUUGAUGUAGAGAAAAAAUCUUAACAUUCCCUCAGGGUUUAAGUUCACUGCCCUAAUGAUAUACUAGUUUUACGUUUUCUACAUUUUAUAUAAAGCAGGCUCUUAUAAUUAUUACACAAAAAAGCUACAUAACUAUCUUGCAGUAUUGAAUUUUUGAAUGUCAUGAUGCUGGAAAAUAAAAUAGUACUCAAUUGUAACUUUGUUUACUUUGUAAAUACAAUGUGUGAAGUGUUGGCAUAUUUAUUGCUUACGUAAUAAAUAUAAUAGCAAUGUGAAAAGUAUUCUCUUCAUUAGCUGAAAAGCGCUUUGAAACAUUGGCGGUCAUGAAAAGCUGUAUAUGAAUGCAAGUCUUUCUUUUACUUUUUGUUGUUUUCUGAUCAUGAUGUAAUAUUAUAUUUUUGAUUUGUUUAAUGUGUGAUGAUAUUAACCAUCAAAAGUUGACCUAACUUCUGCGUUAUAUGUGUAAUUCUUCUCUGUAAUUCAACAUGAUGUGGAAAAAGGAAUUGAAUACCUGAUUUCCCUACAGUUAUUGGAAUGGAGGUGAAAGAAAGAAAAAGAUAGUCUCUUAGUUUCUUUAGAGAAAAGUGGGCAUGGAAUUUAUUGAAGGCUGGCGGCUAUUAUUAAACACCUCUCAAUACACAUGUUCGACUAUUCCCAUUUAAAACUCCUCUGGGUGGGCAAUAAAUGUAACCUAGCAAGUGAUGCCCACAUCUUGUGAAUUAAUUAAAACAAACUUGGAUCUUUAUAGUUUUUUGAGUCAAUUCUAUAAUUUGUAAAGGUAAAGUGACAGUACAGUAAACAAUAUUGGAAUCUGUUCAUCACUUACACAAUGUUACAAUGCAGAAGUAGUUUCCUUGGUCCAUUCAAUCUCUGCGUUUUUUUUUCCUGCACAUCUUGUUUAAUCUCACUCAAUUGCUCAGUGCCCCACAAGUAUUCUUCUCUUUUCGAGGAAUUAUCCAAAGGAUUCAUUAACUCUUCCAUUGCUUGCGCCAGUGUCCUAACUCUCUGAAUGUCAUGAUUUUUAUAAUUUCUCCUAAUCAGAAUUUACUCCAAGAAACAAAACAAUUUUUUGAAUGGGAAACCAUUCAAACCAGCCAAACGUUUGACUUUAUAAGAAACCUAUUUCAACAGCAAAGGGUAAUUUUAUAAUGAAAGAGGAGAUUUAAACUUUUUUGUGUUUAUCAUAAAUGGGCAACUUAAUAUUUUUAAUGUAAAAUUAAAAUAAAUAAUCUAGUUCUUUUUUAACGUGACAUGGACAGUAAUUUAAUCUGUUUGAUUGUUGUCAUAAACAUGUUUUCAGUACACUUUCAAUGUUAAAAGUUGCACAGUCGUCCUAAAUUGUAUACAAUCUGAUAGAGUAAAUCACAUAUAAUGUAGGGAUUAACUGUUUUUUGUGUGUUUGAAAUUUAAAGGGUUAUACAAGAAAUAUCACAUUUUUUUAUAACAUUCAUUAAAUUAAAAAAGCUGUAAGUUUUGUUUCUGAAAGUUUUAAAGAUACAGCUUUCAACCAAACUACAGGGGAUCUACUCUCCUCUUGCAUACCAUCUGCUCUAUGAAUGCCAGAGCUUAUUCAUAUUGUUGUUGUGGUUUUCAUGUCUAUUAUUGUCUUUGUUGAAAUGGUCAUGGCCAAAUUGCCAAGUGUUUUAUUUUCUCAAUGAGAGAAUCAUUUACUGAAUUUGAGUGAUUAUGAUUGCAAGGUGACAGUUAAGACUUAAUGAAUGAGCAUUCUUAUGCAUCAGGAGCAUAAGAAACUAUUGAACGUCCUUUUGUGUUAAAACGUUAUAAUAGGCCCAUUUUUCUGCAGGAUGGUAUGACCAUAACAGUUUAAGAUAAUUACACAAGUUUAUAAAUAUUUGAAAAAAUGAAAAUAAAAAUUAUUCAAAAGUUA